UCCGUGAAAGAGAGGGAGAAAAAGAAAAAAGGCAACCAUGUUUGUCCGAACUCCAGAAGUGGGCGAUCCCGAAAUCUUGCCUUUCGUGAUGGGAUACUUACCCGAGAACUACCGGAGAAAGGCGGAGAUCGAACUCAGAGACACACCGGAAAAGCGGGUGCAAGGCCUUCGCCUUCUUAAAGAAAUGAUGAAACACGAAAAGAGCCUGUGCAACACGGAACUGGAUGACGACUUCCUCAUGCAGUACUUGCUCUUCCGGAAGUUCAACGUCGACAGGGCCUUGUCGACUCUGAAGGCCUACGUCAAGCUGCGGAAAAAGAAUCCGGAUAUGUUCCGGAACUUUCAUUUCGACCGCAUCGUCCGGACAUCCACUGAUCGCAUCGCUGUCUUUCUGCCAUGGAGGUGCCCGGAUGGUUGUGCCAUUAUACUUGUCCAACUAGACAACUGGGACCCCACCGUGUUCCCCGUCGAAGAGGUGAAGCGGAUGGUGGCGGUGAUAGUGCUGCAGUCCCUGCGCGACCCCAUGACGCAACUCAACGGCUUCAAGGUCAUCUUCGAUGUCAACAGCAAUCCCUUGCGACAUCUGAGAUACAUCACUCCACAGAACCUAUACCUCCUCUACCACGGCACACAGGAGUGCAUACCCGGCAGGUUCAAGGCCAUCCAUUUCGUGAACGAUUCCAUCACUUUCAAGGCAGCGUGGUUCAUAUUCAAGAAUUUCCUCACGGAUAAGUUCCGAAAAAGAAUAUUCUUCCACUCCAAAAUGGAAUCUUUGUUCGACCACUUCCCGCGCUCCAUCCUGCCCACCAAAUAUGGCGGCACUCUGGAAGAUUACGACAUGACCGAGUGGUUGAAAGACGUCAUGCAACCGGAAAAACUGGCAACGCUCGGUGGCACCAUUCAGACCACCACGUGAUCUUUCGAGACGAGUCUCAAGUGGGCAGACGGAAAUUGAUAUUUAUUCAAACACAUAUAGACUCAUUUGAACAAAAAGACGCUGGUCGUUGAAUAUGUCUAACGGAGGAGCAUAUUUGUUGAGAUAUAUGCUGCUGUCUUCGGCCCAGGAGCAACAGCGACAGAAAUUCCGAAGCUAUUGUCGAUUACAUGCCGAAUACUGCGGAAUCGACCAAAUAUGCAGAGCAGCAUACACUGAGCUAUGGACAUCACACCAUUUGAGAGAAUUUAUCCAUUUCAUAUGACGUCACAGAGCAAUCAACGAAUCACGGUCAUCUGGUAGAAGUAAUCUUUGGUGAUCAAAUAAAUUGCAGCCAAUCGUAAAACGAUUAGUCACAUUAUGUUUGUUAAUUAAAUUGUAAAGAACCAAUUACAAACACAAAAUGUUUUUGCUGCUACUUUGCUCAAGAUCUGAAGCCAGUUUUUAAGUAAACGAUGAACAUUAUCACACGUUGUUAAAAUCGACUGAAUUCGGAAUCACAUAUUUCUUCAAUAGAGUUCAUUCAAAACUAACAUUGUAUAUCUUACUAUUCUUAUAAUUAGUUUUGACUUAGAAAUAAAGCUAAGAAAGUUACUUAUCUUAAAAUAAAGAACUGUUUCAAUUGUAUACCUUACGAUUCCUAUAACUACUGUUUUGACUUUGAAAUGAAGCUAUGAAAUUUAUUUAUCUUAAAAUAAAGAACUGUUGCAAUUGUAUAUCUUACAAUUCCCCUAACUACAGAGUGUCCAGAAAAAGACUGACUGUUUUUAAAAAAUUAUAACGAGAAAACGGUAAAUAAUAAAAAUAUAAUUCUUGCAGAAAAUUCAUGUGGUGGGCCGUAAAUUCCCCCCCCCCCCUUAUUUCCAAAUUUUAGUUGAAAUUUUUACAAUAGAUGGCGCUGCAGAUAGUAAGCCCCAUAAGUCAAAAUAUAUAUAUAAAAUUACGUCGUAAUUUUUCGAAAAUAAUGAACAAAAGAACAACACAAUAUUUUCAAACAAUCGUCGGCUGUAAUCCCCUGUCACAAUCGGAGGAAAAAUCAGUGAAUUUCAGUUCUUCUUUUUUGACUUACCGGCUUACUAUGUGCAGCGCCAUCUAUUGAAACAUUUUUGAACUAAAAUUUGGAACUCUGAGGGAAGAAAUUUAGCGCCCACCACCUGAAGUUUCUGCAAGAAUUUGUUUUUUAUCAUUAACCGUUCUGCUGUUAUAAAUUUUUGAAAAUAGUCAGUCUUUUUCAGGACACCCUGUAGGUACUGAUUUGAUUUUUAAAUGCAGCUAAGAAAGUUAUUAAUCUUAAAACAAAGAACUGUUUCAAUUGUAUG
Messenger RNA from Uloborus diversus, 2253 nucleotides. RefSeq names its product alpha-tocopherol transfer protein-like. Gene Ontology annotation, cellular component: membrane. NCBI's taxonomy places the organism in Eukaryota, Metazoa, Arthropoda, Arachnida, Araneae, Uloboridae. The record is from RefSeq and is a predicted model, not a curated record. Gene Ontology annotation, molecular function: phosphatidylinositol bisphosphate binding.